Messenger RNA from Fonsecaea multimorphosa CBS 102226, 1632 nucleotides. RefSeq lists its product as uncharacterized. Gene Ontology annotation, molecular function: oxidoreductase activity, acting on paired donors, with incorporation or reduction of molecular oxygen; monooxygenase activity; heme binding. The transcript has 3 exons. The coding region runs from base 1 to 1632 and encodes 543 amino acids. NCBI's taxonomy places the organism in Eukaryota, Fungi, Ascomycota, Eurotiomycetes, Chaetothyriales, Herpotrichiellaceae. The record is from RefSeq and is a predicted model, not a curated record.
AUGUUGAGCUCUCAGUACACGGCUCCAGUUGCAGCCGCACUUCUUCUAUCUUUCGUGGCCUGGCUCGUCUCGUUCUGUCUGAAAUGGCGCCGCCAUCGUGCAAAGUAUCGACAUCUGCCAUGCCCGCCUCACGAUUUUUGGUGGGGUCACUUGAAAACCGUCGGCACGGCGCAAAGGGAGAUGCCCCCUGGAUUCCACUACCAUGCUUUGAUGUCCUACAUUGGUGAAAAAUACAACAUGCCGCCAGUGUUCUACCUGGACUUGUGGCCCAUCAGCAACUCCUUCAUGCUUGUUCAUGAUCCCGAUGUGGCCUCUCAAAUCACCCAAGCGAAGAGCCUUCCCAAGCACCCUGUCAACUCCAAGGUCUUGGGACCCCUCACAGGCUCGCACUCGGUCGUGACUGCAGAAGGACAAGAAUGGAAGAUGCUCCGAUCAAUCCUCAAUCCGGGCUUUUCAACCCAGUAUCUUUCAACAUUAGUCCCUCUUCUCGUCCGGCAUGGCCUCGUCUUCAAAGACCGAAUCUACAACUAUGCGUCGACCGGCGAAGUAUUCCCGAUUCAGGAGACAGCCACGGCUCUGACAAUCGACGUGAUCGGCGAGGUGGUCCUGGGGAAGAAUUUUGACUCUCAACGUCAACCAAAUGAACUGGCGAUGCACUUCCAGAAGGCUGUCUCAUGGGCGGGACCCAGCCUGGACAUCAUUUCUUGGAAUCUGAGCAAGCCGUUCAAAUGGUGGCACUGCCUUCAACAGGACCGAAUCAUUGAGAGUAUGAUUCGUGAAAGACACGCCGAGACGAGAUCCACCAAUUCCGCCGGUACAAAAGCCGCUGUGGAUUUGUUCCUUCAGGCCUAUCGUGAAGAAAAGAUGGGGACAUCAGGCAAGAUUGGAAGCAGGGCGGACGAGCUUGAUCCGGAAUUCAUGCUUCUCGCGCGCAACAACGUCAAAACACUGCUUCUGGGAGGUCACGACACGACCUCAUCCACAAUAGCCUACACCGUAGCCCUCCUCAGCGAACCCCAAAAUGCCCACGAACUCGCUCGGAUCCGAGCUGAACACGACGCCGUCUUCGGCCCAGAUCCCUCCAGAGCCGCAACCAUGCUCCUCUCCGACCCCAGGCUGCUCAACAACCUGCCCCUCACGACCGCCGCCGUGAAGGAAUCCAUGCGUCUCUUUCCGGCGGCGAGCACCACGCGCAUGACCCUUCCCAACCACCCGGUUCAGACAGUCACGUUCAGGGGCGACCAGCAGCUCCCGCUCGCAGGGGAACAGAUCUGGGUCGCCCACUAUGGGUUCGGCCAACGGGCCGACCUGUGGCUCGAACCUCGGAAGUUUGUCCUCGACCGCUUUGUUCCAGGUAGUGGACAUCCGCAGCCCAAAGACGCGUGGCGACCGUUCGAGAAGGGGCCCCGCGGCUGUCUGGGCCUGGAACUGGCGAUGAUGGAGCUCAGGCUGGUCCUGGUCCUGCUGUGCAGGGAGUUUGACUUUGAGAUCGCCUACGCCGAGGACGCGCCCCGCGCGCCUCCUGAGCACGGUGUCGCGGGUGGCAGGGGAUAUCAGAUCAUCGAGUUCGCGGCGAAGCCUGUGGGGCAUAUGCCCGUGCGGGUACGAAGGAGGACUUCAAAAGUGCAGUGA